AUGGCUGAUGAAGACGAAGUCGUCUUUGGCAAGAUCUUUACUGCCGACAUAAAGCUCCUGGAAGAGAUCGUCGGACAGGCGAAGUCUACAGUCAGCGGCGCAGUCAUCCACGCCCACCAAAUCGAACGAAUCAAGACUAUGAUCAGCAACCUCAAACCUGCCACUCCCUCCCAGCCUGAUCGCAACGAUACUCCUAUCCAAGUGACUGUCGAAGAUAUCAUUGUCGAUACAACGAAAGACCUGACUGCUCCGACCGCUGAAGAUCUCGCCGCCUCUACUCUUGUUCACGAAGCUCGUACUAGAGUGACCAAAUGGAUUAUGGAAACUGAGAAUCCACCACGCAUCCUCGUGCGCGCCGAAUAUUCUGACAAGGCCCUUCUCGACCUCAACAUCACCUUGAAUAAGGACUUGUACUCGAUCAGGAACGACAAAAUGGUGCAAUUGAGUUUUGCCUAG
Aureobasidium pullulans EXF-150 is the source of this 456-nucleotide messenger RNA. RefSeq lists its product as uncharacterized. The coding region runs from base 1 to 456 and encodes 151 amino acids. The transcript is spliced from 3 exons. The record is from RefSeq and is a predicted model, not a curated record. Lineage: Eukaryota; Fungi; Ascomycota; Dothideomycetes; Dothideales; Saccotheciaceae.